Molecule: messenger RNA, 1189 nt
Organism: Poeciliopsis prolifica (blackstripe livebearer)
Lineage: Eukaryota; Metazoa; Chordata; Actinopteri; Cyprinodontiformes; Poeciliidae
Gene: rpl7l1
Product: ribosomal protein L7-like 1
Exons: 6
Coding region: 32-775 (247 amino acids)
Biological process (GO): maturation of LSU-rRNA from tricistronic rRNA transcript (SSU-rRNA, 5.8S rRNA, LSU-rRNA)
Cellular component (GO): cytosolic large ribosomal subunit
Molecular function (GO): structural constituent of ribosome; RNA binding
Source: RefSeq, a predicted model, not a curated record
AUUUUACUUCCGGGGCGAAUGAGUUCUGAAAAUGGCGGACGAAGAGUCAAAGAAGGUGAUCAAGCUGGUUCCAGAGUAUCUUCUUAAGAAGAGGAAAACAUACCAGGCCAUCAAGGCCACUCAAGCUAAACUUGCACUCCUAGAGAAAAGAAAGGUAACAAAAGGCAAACCACUCAGUUUCAAGCGUUUGGAGGAUUUCUUGAAAGAAAGCCACAAAAAGCACCGAGAUGAGACACGCAUCCGAAGGAACGACCACAGGCCCCCGGCCCCUCUGCCGCCCGAAAAAAACAAGCUGGCUUUUGCUGUGCGCAUCCGAGAGAUCAAAGGUGUCAGUCCCAAAGUGAUGAAGGUGAUCCAGUUGAUGAGGCUGAGGAAGAUCUUCAGCGGGAACUUCAUUAAGAUAAACAAGACCUCCAUGCAGAUGAUGAAGAUAGUGGAGCCAUACGUGGCCUGGGGGUUCCCCAACUUGAAGUCGGUCCGCGAGCUGAUUCUGAAGAGAGGCCAGACCAGGAUCGGCAGGAGAAGGGUUCCCCUCACUGACAACGCCCUCAUCGAGGAGCACAUGGGUAAAACUGGCAUCAUCUGCCUUGAGGACCUGAUCCACGAAAUCUACUCAGUCGGCAAGAGCUUCAGAGCUGCCAACAACUUCCUGUUGCCUUUCAGGCUGUCUGUGCCGCGCCACGCUGCCAGGGAUAAAGCCGGACUGCUGAAGGACUUGGGGAACCCCGGCUUCAGAGCCACAGACAUCAACUCCAUCAUCAGACUGCUCAACUAACCGACACGCACAAGAAGUUGGACAUUGAGCUCCGCCUUAAAGACAUUGACAUUUGUGGCAGAGCAAAUUUCAAGAUAUGGAGAGAAUAUUUACAUGACUGGGAGAUAACCCAGUCAUGUAAAAUAAGGACUUUUGCUGUAUUUGUGUUGUUUUGCACAGGUUUUUGUUCUCUUGUACUCUGAUGUGUACCAGAGAACAAAAAUAUAAAGCAGAAGAGUUCAGUAGAGACUUUAUGAUGAACACAGAAACAUUCCUCAGUUUGUCAGAGGAGUUUUGUCUGUAAUAGAUCCAAUAAAUCUGGUUCAUGAAUCUUUACAAACAUGUUUACUGUGUUAAACUGUUUGUAUUUUGGUUACAGUCAAUGUAAUUUACUUCUAAUCCAGAUUUUCAUUAAAAAAAAGACUAUCCACACAA